Messenger RNA from Danaus chrysippus (African queen), 432 nucleotides. The record is from the annotation of a GenBank genome assembly. Lineage: Eukaryota; Metazoa; Arthropoda; Insecta; Lepidoptera; Nymphalidae.
AUGUCUCCUAUCGCUGUAGCCUUGCUGUGCAUCCAAGCUUGCUUGGUUCAGAAUGUAUACAGCCAGUGUCUGCGAGGAGGUUUAGCUGGACUUGCUGAUUCCAGGGCUUAUGCUCUAGAAGCAGGUCUGGCUGGAAUCAAUGGCUUCGGAUUGGAUGCUGGUUUAGCUGGUCCAUACGCUCUGGAGGCUGGUCUGUCUCCAGCUUUCGGUUAUCCAGCUUCUUUAGCUGGCUUAGCUGGUGCUGGUGCUUAUGGCGGUUCUGGAAUUGGUGAUAUAGCAGUGGCUGGUGAGAUGCCCGUCGCUGGAACCACCCUCGUCGCUGGACAGGUUCCAAUCCUAGGAUCUGUUGGUUUCGGAGGUCUUGUAGCUGCUGGUGGCACCGUCUCCAUCACUGGAAGCAGCGCCUGCGGUUGCGAUGCUCGCCUCUACUAA